CCCUCUACUGCUACGACACAAACUUUGCAACAUUAUAAAGACAAAAGGGUUGGGAGAGAAAACAACACAGCAUUCUAGCUGCCUCAGUCACCUUGAAGAAACAUACUAUACAUAAAAACAACCCAGCUUCUAAAAUUUUGUUUGUGAGACAGAAUCAGUGGCAGUUAUAUGAAUGUUUUUAUAAAUGAUGCUGCUAUCAAUAAUGUAACAUAGAUUUAUACUAUACAUAAAGGAGUUGUUGGAGAAAAAGAAUUUGUACGCCUAGAGUAUUUUGAACCCCCUUUUUUUAACAAGGAAGACAAAGUCUUCUCUUUCCUCAUAUUGUCAAAAGAUGCCAGCCAAGACACCCAUCUACUUGAAAGCUGACAAUAAUAAGAAAGGAAAGAAAUUCAAGUUGAGGGACAUUUUGUCUCCUGAUAUGAUCAGUCCACCUUUGGGUGACUUCCGCCACACAAUUCAUAUUGGGAAAGAAGGACAACAUGAUGUGUUUGGAGACAUCUCUUUUCUGAAAGGAAAUUAUGAGCUUCUACCUGGAAAUGAGGGAGAAACAGCAGCCAGCCAAUAUGAAGGAUGCAAUGAAUUCCUAAGGGCAAACAGCACUUCUGACUCAGUGUUUAUUGAAACUCCUUCUCCCGUCCUUAAAAAUGCCAUAUCGCUUCCUGCCAUCGGUGGUUCUCAAGCCCUUAUGUUGCCCUUGUUGUCACCAGUGACAUUUAAUUCAAAGCGGGACUCGUUGGGACCCCUGAGGAAUCCCAGGCAUAGUUGUGAGCCGGUAAUGGAAGAAAAGUUGCAGGAGAAGAGCAAACACUUGGAGAAUGGGAAAAUAUACAGAGAUGACAUCACAUGGAAGCAGAAAGCGCCAGCAUCAUAUUAUACUAAUGGAACAGACAGCCAUUCAACUAGCCAUUCAGAACAAUAUACCAAAUGGCAAACAGAGGAGUUCCUUGACAACCCUCAUCUUUCAUGUGAUCAAACCAAGAUGCAGCCUAAAUUAGACGACCCUCUUUCAGACCUGGCAGAGCCCCUCCUUUCUUUGCAGCUUGACCUCGGACCCUCACUUUUGGAUGAAGUACUGAGUGUAAUGGACAAAAACAAAUCAUAGAACUUGCUGCUUUGUGCCAUCUCAGUUUUCUUCAAAGAAAUAUAUUUGAAAUGUACAGACACCAUCCAUCCAAUGUCAAGCGAUUAAAGUUGCAAUCUAAUGCAUACUGAUUUUUGCAAUCGUUUCCCAAUGUUUUUGCUUAUUAAUAAAAAGGUGUCAAGCCUCAACUCAUUUGAAUGAGAAAAAUAAG
Molecule: messenger RNA, 1292 nt
Organism: Protobothrops mucrosquamatus (brown spotted pit viper)
Lineage: Eukaryota; Metazoa; Chordata; Lepidosauria; Squamata; Viperidae
Gene: CDC42EP3
Product: CDC42 effector protein 3
Exons: 2
Coding region: 332-1102 (256 amino acids)
Source: RefSeq, a predicted model, not a curated record